Molecule: messenger RNA, 2901 nt
Organism: Penicillium verhagenii
Lineage: Eukaryota; Fungi; Ascomycota; Eurotiomycetes; Eurotiales; Aspergillaceae
Gene: anxc4
Product: annexin ANXC4
Exons: 2
Coding region: 1-2901 (966 amino acids)
Cellular component (GO): cytoplasm
Molecular function (GO): calcium-dependent phospholipid binding; calcium ion binding
Source: RefSeq, a predicted model, not a curated record
AUGUCGCUUCAAGUCGACGACGGCCGCUCACGUACUCGCUCCAAGUCUCGCGAAAGAUCUCGGUCCAGAUCUCGCGAUAAUCGCGUCUCAUCCUCGGACCUGAAUCUCUCGGUGGAAACUACCUCUCGUCCGCGCUCGCGUUCCCCCGCAGUCGUCGAAAUCGGCAAGCAGUCCGUAUCUUCCAGCUCCAAUCGCAAUUAUGGGGAUAUGGACCAAGCCGAGAUCGACCGUCAGUAUAAGCUGAUGAAGGAGAGUCGGCUCCGGGAUACGGACCGUGAUCGGGACUCGAGGACUGCACCCAGGAGUCCUGGUCCUGGUCCUGGUCCUGCGAGGAGCUCCGCGUAUGAUGUGCGCCGCGAUGAUUCGGACGAUAGCGCCAGACGUCGCGAUAGAGAGGAGAGGCGUCGACAGGAAGACCGUGAGCACCGCGAGCGCCGCAACCGCGAUCACUACGAGCAUUCCGACGAUGACCGUGAUAUAAGGACCAUACAGCCGCGCGAGUAUGGCCGACCGCCACAGUCUCCAUUGCCGGGUGGCAGUUCCCGCAAUGGGCAGGGACAGGGCCAUUCGCGAAGCCAAAGCCGUCGGGAUGACAGUUCAGAUGACGACUCGGUUGAUGAUGAUCUUGCCUACGGCGCUACGCCUGGCAGCCACCCCAGCUAUGCGCGACCGGGCAAAUUCCAGUACGCGCAACAGCAGGCGGGGCCACCGUUGCCUCAGCGGCCCAGCACCAAGACCGACUGGGCGCCCAUUCCCGAGUGCGAGCGCCCGGGCUUUGUGCCGCCUACGUCUCAGCCUCAGAGCGGGAUGAUGCCAGGCGCGUUCCCUUCUUCUUCGGCGUACGAUAUGCCGGCCACGAUGGCGCCGAGCUUUCCUACACCGCAGUAUACGAGUCCUAUUCCGCCGUCGUCGCAGCCGUACCCUUCAAAUGUGACGAGCGGUGCCUAUGCGCCUUCGCAUUAUCGUACGGCAUCGGCGAGCGAUGCACCUGGGUCUCAGCAGGGAUAUGCACACCCGGCGCCGUACCAGUAUGCGCAGGUUGAUCCCAACGUGCGGUAUACUUCCAAGGCAGCUACGAAGCCGGCGUACAAUGUUUCGCCCGACGCGCAGUUCUCUACGCCGGCUACAGGCGCUGCGUAUACCCGCGGACCUCAGCAUGAUCGCGCCCCGUCGCAUUCGCAGUCCCAGCCCGAGCAGCCGAUCUAUUCGUACAAGUAUGACCAGGGGCCUCAGUUCUCAGACAAGCCUGCAGCACCACCGCCCCCCUCUCCUCGAGCCGCACCCCAGAAACAGUACAUGGAGAUCACGCCCGGUGGUGGCCGCCGUCCGCACAGUCUGUCCGUGUCAUCAGCGAAUAACCUAGCCGUUGCUGGCGCUGGCGCUGGCGCUUCCAUGGCUGGACAUCACCCACCCGCUAGUCCGCUUCUCGAGCCAUACCGUGGUACCUACCAGUCAAUGUCUCCCAUGCCCUCACCCAUCGUGAUCCCGUCAAUCCGCGACGACGACAUCUCCGACCUCGAGCCUCUCGACGGCGAAACCUCCAGCUCCGAAUCCCGACGCCGCAGAGGCCACGCCCGCACCAAGUCCUCCAUCAGUGAAAGGGAGUACGAGCGCGAUCGUCAUCGCGAUCGCAGCCACGACCGCCUCGACAGCCGCCACAGAAGCAACAACAGCAUCAGCAGCAGCAAGGAAAAGCUCCGCCUCGACCGCGACCGCGACCACGACUACUCCGACCGCGAAGACAAGCGACGCACGCGCCCAAUCGGCCACGACCACCACUCCUCCGUCUCCUCGCUAACAGGCGGCAACACGAGCGACUCGAUGAUCCUAAUCUCGCCCAAAGGCAACAACGGGCCCGGCCACGGCCCCAGCCGCGCCAGCGCCGCCGAAAACGCCCGCAAGCGCGUCUCCUUCUACGACGCCGGCCCCGACGCCGACGCAAUGCAAUCCGCCCUAAACCACACGCGCAACAUCGACAACAAAACCAUCAUCCAGACCCUCCCCAUGCUCUCCAGCGACCAGAUCCUCACCCUGCGCGCAGAAUACAAAGCCCGCGUCAAAGUCCACGGCAAAGGCAUCAACCUAGCCAAGCACCUCCGCCUCAAGCUCGGCGGCUCCUCCUCCUUCAGCAAGGUCGCCUACGCCACCGCCCUCGGCCGCUGGGAAUCAGAGGCCUACUGGGCAAACUGUUACUACCAGGCCGGGACCUCGCGGCGCGAGCUCCUGAUAGAGUCGCUCAUGGGCCGCUCGAACGCCGCUAUCCGCGAGAUCAAGGCUUGUUUCAGGGAUACGCGGUAUGAGAAUAGCUUGGAGCGUUGUAUGAGGGCGGAGCUGAAGGCGGAUAAGUUUCGCGUUGCGGUGCUGCUUGUGCUGGAGGAGAAAAGGCAGGAGGAGCGCGAGCCGCUGGAUGCUAGGCUUGUAAGGCAGGAUGUUUCGGAUUUGCAUCGGGCGCUUGUGUCGAGGGAUGGUGGGGAGACGGCGAUGAUUCAUAUUAUUGUGUUGAGGAGUGAUGCGCAUUUGAGGGAGGUUUUGCGCGCUUAUGAGGCUGUGUAUGGGGAUAAUUUUGCGCGCGCGAUGAUUGCUAAGUCUCGCAAUUUGGUGGGCGAAACACUAGCCCACAUCCUCAACGGAGCCAUCAACCGCCCGAUGCGCGACGCCCUCCUCCUCCACCAAGCCCUCCGCGAAUCAAAAUCAGGCCGCGAACGUUCCGAACUCCUUAUUUCCAGACUUGUCCGAUUGCACUGGGAGCCGCGACACUUUGAGCAGGUGAAGAUCGAGUACCGGAGGCGGUAUGGGGAGCGGAUCGAGGAAGCCAUCGCGGAGGAGGUCCUCACGUCGAGUAAUGGGGGUGAAUGGGGAGAGUUUUGCAUCGAGCUGGUGCAUAGUAGUUCUGCUGCUUGA